Molecule: messenger RNA, 335 nt
Organism: Cladocopium goreaui
Lineage: Eukaryota; Dinophyceae; Suessiales; Symbiodiniaceae
Source: the annotation of a GenBank genome assembly
GCUUGUUUAGCUUGCGAUAUCUUCUGCUGGUGGUCAACCAGCUGAAUGAGCAGCCCGGGUGCACAAAAGCAGUCAAGGAGCUGCCGAUAGUGGAGAAGGGCUCUGAAGAGCUGAUUGAUGCUGAAGAUGGCCAGGUCAUGGAAUGCUCCAUUUGUAUGGAGGUUCUUGGAGAGCCUGGUGGUGAGAUUGUGCGGGCACCCUGCAAGCACUACUUCCAUCAGGAAUGCCUCCUGACCUGGUGCAAGAACCAUGUAGACUGCCCAAUGUGCCGGCAGCAAGUCGGGAAACCUGAUGACCUCGAAGAGCCAGAGCCGUUCGAGCCAUUAGAGCCAUGA